AGGGUUGUAACGUCAAUUCUUAUCAGCGUAUCACGGAUUAAGCAACGGUCGCAUCCCAUUUAUCCAUCCUCUCUUCGUUCGCAACUCAUCCCUCCUGCCUAUGCACGACUCUUUAUCGCAACACGCGAAUCUCGUAUAUCUGGAUCUUUCGGCGAUCUUUCUGCAUCCCUGCAAUCGAUCGAUGCCAGCUAAUCGAUAAGCCCUCAUACCCUCAGACGCAUAAACAUCGGCUGCGGGCGUCAUUAUCAUUCGCUUUCCAAGGGCAUCGCCUACGACUCGUCACGUUCUUGUUGAGCUUCAAGAACAGCAACUUUCAUCUCGAGAUCCUGUCAAAGAUGUCCGAGCCUCCUCUGUCCGACUUCACCAACGGCGACUCGCUCGGCAGGGUACUGGGCGAGUACCAAGCUGAUCACGGCGAUUAUGGCAGCGAUGAAGACGGUGUACAUGAGAAGCUAGAGGUCAUCUUCGAUCAACAGGAAGCGCAAAGGCGGCGAGCUUCCCUUGUACCACAAACGGACGGAUCGAAGCGACCAUCAUCCCAGAGGCAGAGGACGUCUUGCUUUGUGCACUCACUACUAGAGGAGAAGUCGAAGGCUGGGCACUGGACACCGAGUGAGGAUGGGUUGACACAAGGGCGGCCGGCGGACAAAGAUACGCCAACGCAGCAUAAUGGGGAUGGCUCGCAUCGGCAUACGCAGUCGCGUUUAUUGACGAAGAAGCAGCUGAGUGACAUGGCGUUCGGUAUCCGUGAGCUGUCGAAAAAGCUUGGGCAUAUCAGGCUGCUACUGAAAGUGCGCAACGUCUUCAUAUUGACGAAAGCAUACGAUCAGAAACUUGUAGCGCACACCCGCGACGUCACCGAGUGGCUAUUGCGACAAAAGAAUGCAGACGGACAUUCGUACACAGUCUGGAUAGAAGAGACGAUGAGAGACAACAAGGUGUUCAACGCAGACGGCAUCAGUAAGCAGGACCCAAGCUACAAAGACCGAUUAAAGUACUGGGAUAACGAGCUAUGUCGGAAGAAGCCCGACACAUUCGAGAUUUGCCUAGCACUUGGUGGCGAUGGCACCGUGCUGUACUCAUCAUGGCUCUUCCAGCGUGUGGUGCCGCCAGUCAUGUCGUUCGCACUUGGCUCACUAGGCUUCCUUACCAAAUUCGACUUCGACAAGUACCCGGACAUUCUCGCCCGAGCGUUCCGUGACGGCGUCACAGUCUCGUUGCGCCUACGCUUCGAGGCCACAGUCAUGCACUCACGCAAGCGAUCGAGCGACGAGCAUAGCGCUUCUAGAGAUCUCAUCGAUGAGCUGAUCGGCGACGCGAGUGAUGACGUGACAACGCACGUUCCCGGACCAAGUCACAAUAUCCUUAACGACAUCGUCCUGGACCGCGGACCCAAUCCUACCAUGUCUUCCAUUGAGGUGUUUGGCGACGAAGAGCACUUCACAACGGUACAAGCGGACGGUAUCUGUGUCGCAACCCCGACCGGCUCAACAGCGUACAAUCUCGCGGCAGGGGGCAGUCUCUGCCAUCCAGACAAUCCAGUCAUCCUCGUCACUGCCAUUGCACCCCAUACCCUGAGCUUUCGACCCAUCAUACUGCCGGACACGAUAGUAUUGCGUAUAGGUGUACCGUAUGAUGCACGAGCGAGUUGUUGGGCGAGUUUUGACGGCAAGGAGAGAACCGAAUUAACGCCUGGCGACUACGUAACAAUAUCAGCAAGUCGUUUCCCGUUUCCAUCCGUGCUGCCGUUGGACCGGCGUAGCGAGGACUGGGUGGACAGCAUCAGCCGAACUCUGAACUGGAAUAACAGACAGAGGCAGAAGGCCUUCGACGACGCAAGCCACAAUCAGAAUGGGAAUGUUGGUUGAGAUCCGACUGCGAUGGCUCAAAUGUGGAAAAGUUUGACCAUAACAGAAGGAUACUCCUGCCGCACGAGUGCGAGCACCGCUUCACAGUGUGUGGGGUUGCCUGGUCCUAAAUGGGUUGCUCUCGAAUGCACCAGCUUUAGUGCCUGUUGUGGCCACAUGCAGCUGCCCUGACCAUGCGUCGAG
Molecule: messenger RNA, 2051 nt
Organism: Baudoinia panamericana UAMH 10762
Lineage: Eukaryota; Fungi; Ascomycota; Dothideomycetes; Mycosphaerellales; Teratosphaeriaceae
Exons: 2
Coding region: 336-1868 (510 amino acids)
Biological process (GO): NAD+ metabolic process; NADP+ biosynthetic process
Molecular function (GO): NAD+ kinase activity
Source: RefSeq, a predicted model, not a curated record